UGGUGUUCAAUUGACUGUAAUUUUUAACUUCGUAACCAAGGCCAUAAGUAUGCUAAACGGUAUGUGGAGAUGGCGGAGUUCAGUGGAUCAGUUUAUGUGCAGUGUAUGCGUUCUGCACCUAUAUAUCGGAUUGGUUUCAUGUGAUAGAGCAUACGACAAUGAAAAGAUUGAUACAGUUGUCCUCAGGCUACAAGCAAAAGAAAUGUUCAUGCAUGGGUAUAAUUCGUACAUGAAAUAUGCAUACCCGCAUGACGAGCUGAUGCCACUGUCAUGUAAGGGACGGCAACGAGGUGUUACGCCACCACGAGGGGAUGUUGAUGAUGCGUUAGGGAAUUUUUCGUUAACUCUUGUCGAUUCAUUGGAUGCAUUGGUCGUAUUGGGUGAGUUGGGUGAGUUUGAAGAGUCUGUGAGACGAAUUGUAAAGAAUGUUCGCUUCGAUUCAAAUUUGGUUGUGUCAGUUUUUGAAACGAAUAUUAGAAUGGUGGGAGGAUUAAUAUCAGGUCACGUAAUGGCUAAACUGGUACAGUCGAGAGAUGAGAAUCGUUUAGGAUGGUAUAAAGACGAAUUGUUGCAGAUGGCUGCUGAAUUAGCUGAUAGGCUUCUUCCUGCUUUCAAUACCACUAGUGGAGUUCCUUAUUCUAGAAUAAAUCUUAAGUAUGGAAUGUUAGAUUUUCUUCGGCAACAACAUGACACUUGUACAGCUUGUGGGGGAACGAUGAUUCUCGAAUUCGCUGCGCUCAGUCGACUUACAGGUAAACCAGUCUACGAGGAAAAAGCUCGAAAAGCAAUGGAUUUUCUUUGGGCCCAGAGACACCGUGGAAGUGAUUUAAUGGGCACUGUCUUAAACGUACAUUCUGGCGAUUGGAUAAGAAGAGAUGCGGGUAUUGGAGCGGGGAUCGAUUCCUAUUACGAGUAUUGUUUGAAGGCAUAUAUUUUAUUGGGCGACGAGGGGUAUUUAUAUCGCUUCAAUAAGCAUUAUGACGCCAUAAUGAGAUAUGUUAACAAGGGCCCACUGUUUAUCGAUGUUCAUAUGCACAAGCCAACAGUUGCCGCUAGAACUUAUAUGGAUUCCUUGCUGGCGUUUUGGCCUGGUAUACAAGUUUUAAAGGGUGAUCUAAAAGCAGCUAUCGAAUUUCAUGAAACGCUUUAUCAAGUGAUCAAGAGACACAAAUUCUUACCGGAAGCAUUUACGCAUGAUUUACAAGUUCAUUGGGCCCAACAUCCUAUUCGACCGGAAUUUAUUGAAAGCACUUAUCUGCUAUACAGGGCAACAAAGGAUGAGCAUUAUUUACAUGUGGCCAAAAAUAUUCUGGAUAGUAUGAAUAAAUUUUUGCGAGUUGAAUGCGGAUUUGCUGCCUUCAAAGAUAUCCGUUCGAUGAAUCACGAAGACAGAAUGGAUUCUUUCGUGCUUUCGGAAACGUUGAAAUAUCUGUAUAUGAUUUUCACGAAUCCUUCUGACUUACCCAUUGACUUAGACAACUAUGUUCUUACUACUGAAGCUCAUUUUAUUCCACUUUCAAUCGGUGACACUGAUAACAGCGAAAAACUUACACGUCGUUUGUUCAUUGAUCCGGAUGAAAUAAUUGAUGAUGAAAAUGCAAUAAUGGCUAAAAAAUUCCGAUCAGCAUGUCCUGCGGGGAUAAUUAAUGAGAAUUACGAUAAUUUGCCGGCUUAUGCAGAGGAAUUGCGUCACACUGUACAAAAUGUCGUUAGCGAACUAACGAAAAAUUCAGAAAGUGCCAAUAGUUGUCCAAAAAUACCUAAACGUUUAAGUGCCUGGUCGUUUAGUGCAACAAAUGUCGAACAUAUGAAGCAGUUGAAGCAGAUGGGAAUCCAAAUGCAAUUUCAAGUUGAUGGACACGUUCAUCUUACUCAUUCACCGGAUAUGGCUGUUUCGCCGGAAUGGGCCGUUCUUGGCAGUGAGUUCAUUCAAGAAAUGAUUGUGAUAGCAAGCUCAGAAAAACAUGGACUAGAUUUUAAUGAUGAUCGAGUUGUCCAGGUGGUGUCGCAGCCUAUAUUUGGGAAGCUACAUUGGCGAGCUGCAUCUGCACAGUUCGGUCAAGAUCUGAAUCACAGGGCAGUAAUCGCAGAAGUCCAGAUUGCCGUACCUUUUCGUGCUUGUAGACCGCUGACAAAUGCACCACGGAUGAAAGGUCGUAUUGCAAUAGUUCAGCGCCAGGAUUGCAUGUUUCAAGAAAAAGCACGUUAUGUCCAGAAAAGUGGUGCUGUUGGUAUCAUUAUUAUUGACAACACUAUUGGUACAAGUAUCGAUGUGUUGCCACCAUUUGCAAUGUCCGGUGAUCAGACCAUCAAGGAUGAUAUCGUUAUCCCUGCCGUUUUCCUUUAUAACAAAGAGGGUCUUGCUUUCAUGGAGCACAUAGUGCACUAUCCAAAUGCGCUGGUACGCCUUUCUGAUCGACUCUCAAAUCCGUCCUAUUUAUUUGAGGAUUUUGCAUGUCAUGGUAAAAAUAAAUACUCGUUGAACAAACUCGAUUUCUUAGAGGAUAUCGAUUUCUCGGAAGAUGUCAUUGUGAUUGAUAGUUCCUUGCCAGCCGUGCUUCUCAAUUUCCGAUUCGCUUCAGUUAGUGCAGGAAGUAGCAUCGAAGAUAAGCAAAAAGUGAUAGAAGAGAACAUCGAGGAAAUGCAAAAGCUAUAUAAUUUGGAAACGGAAUCCGAUACAGUGAUAUUUUAUAAUGUGGUACGGCAAAUAGGUUACUGGCAACUUGGCCUAAAUAUGCAACCAACAGAAGCUCAAUUAAGAAAGUUUUUUUGCUGAUACCGACAGUAAUCAGACUACAGCAAAUUAUGCAGAAGCCUGAAAAAUUAGUGGGAUCAAUAACAACUGUUAGCUGUCGAUUAUGGGCUGAACUGUUUGAUUGCCAACGAAUCAGAUGAUUUGAUGAGAAUGAGAUGAGCAAACUCUUUAUAUUCUUCAGGUCUUUUUCUCCUCCUGUAAUUACAAGAUUUCAGAUAACGGAAUUUGUUUGUAACUG
Molecule: messenger RNA, 2993 nt
Organism: Loa loa (African eye worm)
Lineage: Eukaryota; Metazoa; Nematoda; Chromadorea; Rhabditida; Onchocercidae
Product: Edem3 protein
Exons: 18
Coding region: 50-2776 (908 amino acids)
Biological process (GO): carbohydrate metabolic process; mannose trimming involved in glycoprotein ERAD pathway; endoplasmic reticulum mannose trimming
Cellular component (GO): membrane; endoplasmic reticulum
Molecular function (GO): calcium ion binding; mannosyl-oligosaccharide 1,2-alpha-mannosidase activity
Source: RefSeq, a predicted model, not a curated record